GUAGUCAAAAGAUGUCAAAUUAAAAAAAGUAACUGUUUUGAAAAUAAGUAGUACAAAAUUUCUAAUCAUGUCCAAACCCAAAAUUACCAUCUACUUCUUCACAAACGGUCAACCCUUCAAACCACCGCACAAAGUUGUAAUUGAUCGUAGGAAAUUGGAGGAAAAUCAAGUCGUGGAACGCGUACACCGGCUCCAUUACUACAACGGUUAUGUCGUUUACACCAUGUUCGGAGAGCUUCUACGCUCAAUCCAGGAAAUUCAUGAUGAGUCAGCGUUCGUUGCAGUGCCUCGUGAUCAGUGCUUUCAGCCAGGACCCUAUGUGAAAGUAUUUCGGCAGUACAUAAACGAAAAAUUGCCAGUUCAAAAAGAGAAGACGAAGCCGGACAAGAAGAAAAAAGCAACUACCAAGCCGUUGGGAACAAGUUACGGGUGCAAAACGACGGUGCCACGGGCCGCCAAAGAGGUUCGAUUCUGUCCGGGUUGUCGACACGUCGCUGUUGACACCCGGUGCAAAGACUUUGGACCCCAGUCGGGUAGAGGCAAGCAAGACACGUGUAAAUGCCGGAACGUUGACCCUCACGGAGAGUGCGUUCCGUUACCUGUACAGCCGAAGCGUAAGGCAAGGCGCAAGAAAAGUGGAGGAUGGAGCACAUGUUUCAAGAAGAAGGAACAAAAGAAAGAACCGGUUAUUCGUAUGAGAAAGCGGGAUAUGGAGCAACUUGAACAGGCAAAAGCCAGAAGGCAACGAAAAGCUAAGAAACGAUCAAGCGCUGCUUGUUGCGCUAAAAAGCCAUCGAAAGACGAACAGUACAAGAAAAUGCGUGACAAAAUGGUUAGAGAGCUGAAAAACCGGAUCGAAAAGGAAGAAAGACGCAAGAUGAAGGAACAACAAGCAAUUCGGAGUCGUAUGAAAAGUCGCAGAAGAAGACAGAAGUUCGUAGCUAGCUGUUGCCCUUGUUUUGUAAAGAAACCUGUGCCCAUUUGGAGGCAACCAGCUCCGCACAAUUGUUUAGAAGAUCUGAAAAGGGCUCGCGAUCAAGCCAUCCGUCGUCGAACAGCUUUAAAUAUUCCAGAGCAGACUUCAUGGGAGAGCAUAAAUUUUCCACCAAAAUUUCGGAAAAAGAUUACCAGUACUCAAACCACUAAGGAAGACCUUAAAAUGGCACGUAAAGCCAACAGCAAAGGCAGCUGGUGUUUUGGAGGUGGUAGAAAAAGGAAAGUUGAAGAAGAGGUAGAUUUUUGUGGUUGACCGGGAGAUGGAAUUUGAAUAAUAAAGAAAUCGUUUAGAGCAUAUAUAAAAAUGGUUAGUACGUAAAUAACAAUGAACGUGUUUGAAUUUCUAAAUCUUCGUCGAACAUUCAGUUGGGAAAAAUUAAUAGUGACAGCCGUGUGUGACAACCUAGUAUCAGGGCCGCCGAGAGUAAAUUUGGUCCCGGGGGGACUGCAAUAU
Malaya genurostris is the source of this 1450-nucleotide messenger RNA. RefSeq lists its product as uncharacterized. The coding region runs from base 68 to 1249 and encodes 393 amino acids. Lineage: Eukaryota; Metazoa; Arthropoda; Insecta; Diptera; Culicidae. Gene Ontology annotation, biological process: intracellular signal transduction. The transcript is spliced from 4 exons. The record is from RefSeq and is a predicted model, not a curated record.